Bursaphelenchus xylophilus (pine wood nematode) is the source of this 2289-nucleotide messenger RNA. The record is from the annotation of a GenBank genome assembly. NCBI's taxonomy places the organism in Eukaryota, Metazoa, Nematoda, Chromadorea, Rhabditida, Aphelenchoididae.
AUGUUGGGGGGCGAGGGAAGGAAGGGAAGAGGCUCGGCCGACCAGCGAGAUGAGCAACCAAACCCGUUUACCCGGGCUUUGUCUCCAGAUAUUUAUUGUUAUGAUCACAUAUGUAUUGGUCGAUUUGGCGGUCGUAUUGCGUCCAUCCAAUCCUCCAAACAAUUAAUGUUUAUUUCGGUACAUUCCCCCGUCCGAACGGUCCCUAAUCAAUAAUUCUUAGCGCUCUUAUUACAACGAGAACUUUUAUAAUCAAUUAUCUUAAUUAUUUUAAGAGCCGGAGGGUAUUCAAACAACAAGAUCUGGCGUUUAUGAAUCCAAAUCUGGCUUUUCUCCUAUAAGAAGCUGAAUCCGGGUUCAAAGCAGGAGGUAAGCAAAUGAUUUUUGAUGAUGGAUGUUUUAAUUUCCAUUUAAUCUGUCAGUUCUUUUUCCAGAAGUGGUCUAGUAUUUAUAAGCAACUUACUCUCUGAGUUUGACCUUUAAUUUGUACCAUACGCGGCUGAAUGUUAAUUUAAUUUUUAUUCCUUUGAAAAAUAGCUAGCAAUAAGUAAGACGUUGCUAUCGUUUCACAUUGCAUUGUCUUUUCGAUUAUUAAAGAAUGUCAUUCUAAACUUAUUAGCCGGAUCUAUGCAUUUCCAAACAGAAUGCCAAAACCCGCGAAGUUCAAAGUUUUUUGGUUUUCGUUGCAAAGUUUUCCGAACGAAGUUUUUCCGAAGUAAAAUAAAUUCUUUUAUCUAUAAAAAUUGUGGUGAGUCUUGACGUUUUAGCCUCUGGGUUUGUUAUAUGUUUGUAACUUAGUUUAUCGUCUAUAUUACACUUUCUUACGGAUGCAUUGUUUCGUUAUUUAGCCCUUUGUCGGUAACAACAAAAUUGAUAUUUCUAUCACGUUUCUUUUGUUAGACUAGUCACUUUUUCAUCUUUCAAUAAUUAUGUUUGUAGGGAACGAUGAAUAAGGAGUUAUUUUCCAAGGAAGGGAGGAGCCUUACAGUAAGUGUCGCGUUACCAAGUGGAGAGCCAGACCGAGAGCUUGAAUUGCAAUAUGCAGAUGGACGAAUAAUUGGAAACGGAUCCUUUGGUGUGGUCUACAUGGCCAAAGUGGUCAAUACGAAUGAACAUGUUGCUAUUAAAAAGGUUUUGCAAGAUAAACGGUUCAAGGUAAGUCUGUUAUGAUACCCAUAUCAUGGGUUUUAGAAUCGAGAGCUUCAAAUAAUGCGCCGAUUGAAUCAUCAGAAUGUUGUCAAGCUCAAAUAUUUUUUUUAUACGACCGGUGAUAAAGUAUGUUGAGUUUGUUAUUUCCGAAUACAAAUUGGAUUUUAGAAAGACGAUUUAUUCUUAAAUCUGAUACUGGAAUACAUUCCCGAGACAGUUUAUCGGGUAUCGCGACACUUCAACAAACAAAGACAGAAUAUUCCAAUGAUCUAUGUAAAGGUAAGCAUCUUUUGUUAAUAUUAUUUGUUUUUUAGACAUACAUGUACCAAGUAUUCCGUGCAUUAGCCUAUAUCCACAGUUUGGGCAUCUGUCAUAGAGAUAUUAAACCGCAGAAUCUGCUUCUCAACUCAAAGACCAGUGUUGUUAAACUGUGCGAUUUCGGGUCGGCCAAAGUUUUGACUCCCGGCGAGCCGAACGUCGCAUAUAUCUGUUCGCGGUAUUAUAGAGCACCUGAACUUAUAUUCGGCGCCACUGAUUACACUACAAGUAUUGGUAAGUUUUGUCCGUUGAUUUGCGGGUUUCUUUGCAGAUUGUACUAAUCUACCCUAAUUUAGAUGUUUGGUCGGCGGGAACAGUACUGGCCGAGUUACUACUGGGCCAACCAUUCUUCCCUGGUGAUUCUGGAGUGGAUCAGCUAGUUGAGAUCAUCAAAGUUCUUGGAACACCCACUCGGGAAGAGAUUAACAAGAUGAAUCCGAACUACACCACGUUCAGGUUCCCGUCAAUUCGGCCUCAUCCAUGGCAAAGGGUAAGGGUAAAGAAGCAAUAUCAGUCUUUUUCUGUUAGGUUUUCCGUCCUAGAACUCCAAAUGAAGCCACUGAUUUGGUCUCAAAGAUCUUGAAAUACACUCCGACAAGCAGACUGACGCCUCUCGAAGCGAUGGCCCAUGAAUUCUUCGAUGAGUUGAGACAACCUGGUUGUGUUCUGCCAACGAAGACGUCACUCCCGCCUCUCUUUGACUUCACGGAGGACGAAUUACAAUACAUCGGCGAACUGAAGGAGAAACUGCUACCAAAUACGAACGGCGAAACAUCGAGCACGCCUUCAACAUCAGAGGUCAUCCAGAAGGGGGGAGAAGCCUGA